Sus scrofa (pig) is the source of this 2562-nucleotide messenger RNA. NCBI's taxonomy places the organism in Eukaryota, Metazoa, Chordata, Mammalia, Artiodactyla, Suidae. The record is from RefSeq and is a predicted model, not a curated record.
GUCUGAGGGGUAGAGAACAGAACUCCACUAGGAGUCGGUCGGGUGGGGAUAAGUGCCCGCGUUCCUAUGGGGUCGAGCCCUUGGCGAGCCUCAUUCCGGCCGCGCUGUCCACAGACCCAGCGAUCCGCCCGCCUGGGCGGCUCCACCCGAGGCCCCGCCCCGUGACGCGAGGUCCAGCCCCCGCAGCGCCCGCUUCCAAGAUGGCUCCAGCGAUUCUUGCCCGGCUGUCGGGGUGGCAGUGACGACGGGAAGCAGAAAGCCAGCUGGGAAACCGGCUUCACCCAGAUCCUGAUCUCUGCCGCUCUGCGGGUGGCUGGCUAUCCUUGACCACUUCUGUUCCAGCUGGUCCCAAGAUCGCUGUUGGAGUGCUGGAUGGAGCCUUUCUCUGUCCUCUGUGAUAUUUCCAAUUUUAUAUAAUGCCUCACAUCUCUGCUCCCCCGGGACCCCCUGGAGCCCCAAUGAUCCCGAAGAAGACCGCUUGAACCUAGGUGAGUCUAUCUCUCCCCUCUCUAAAUUGGAAGGGAGGUUCUCCAGAGAGUCUUCUGAAAUGGCUUUGGGACACGAAUGAGGUAAGCAUUCUUGGGGGUGGGGACUGAGAGUUGGUGGUAGGAGUGGCUUGAGGAAGGGGUGGAGGAAAGUGAAACUGGGGCUGGAAGUAACAGGUGGUAGGGCUGCUGGUGGUUACAUACUAUUUCUUUCCAUACACUUGUGUGCUUCCUUCUGUGACUUUGUUUUUUGCCUCUUUUUCCUCUUUACCCCUGGCACCACCUUUAUGCCUACCCGAUGAUUUCUCUGCUGGCUUGCUCUUUUCCUGCUUGCCCUGGAACUCUCCCCUCUCUCCAGACCUCAACCCAGGAUGUUGCGGAGGCUGCUGGAGCGGCCCUGCACACUGGCCCUGCUUGUGGGCUCCCAGCUGGCCGUCAUGAUGUACCUGUCGCUGGGAGGCUUCCGAAGCCUGAGUGCCCUAUUUGGCCGAGAGCAGGAGCCAACUUUUGACUAUUCUCAUCCCCAUGAUGUCUACAGUAACCUCAGUCACCUGCAUGGGGCCCCUGUUGCCCCAGGGGGCCCUCCAGCACCUCAAGGUCUGCCCUACUGUCCAGAACGAUCCCCUCUCUUAGUGGGUCCCGUGUCCGUGUCCUUUAGCCCAGUGCCGUCGCUGGCAGAGAUUAUGGAGAGGAAUCCCCGGGUGGAACCAGGGGGCCGGUACCGCCCUGCAGGGUGUGAGGCCCGGUCCCGAACAGCCAUAAUUGUGCCCCACCGUGCCCGAGAGCAGCACCUGCGCCUGCUGCUGUACCACCUGCACCCGUUCCUGCAGCGUCAGCAGCUUGCUUAUGGCAUCUAUGUCAUCCACCAGGCUGGAAAUGGAACAUUUAAUAGGGCAAAGCUGCUGAAUGUUGGGGUGCGGGAGGCCCUGCGUGAUGAAGAAUGGGACUGCCUGUUCUUGCAUGAUGUGGACCUACUGCCAGAGAAUGACCACAACCUGUAUGUGUGCGACCCCCGAGGACCCCGACAUGUUGCUGUUGCCAUGAACAAGUUUGGAUACAGCCUCCCGUACCCCCAGUACUUUGGAGGGGUCUCGGCGCUCACUCCUGACCAGUACCUGAAGAUGAAUGGCUUCCCCAAUGAAUACUGGGGCUGGGGUGGUGAGGAUGAUGACAUUGCUACCAGGGUACGCCUCGCUGGGAUGAAGAUUUCUCGCCCCCCCACAUCUGUGGGACACUAUAAGAUGGUGAAGCACCGAGGAGAUAAGGGCAACGAGGAAAAUCCCCACAGAUUUGACCUCCUGGUCCGUACUCAGAAUUCCUGGACACAAGAUGGGAUGAACUCACUGACAUACCGAUUGCUGGCUCGAGAGCUGGGCCCUCUCUAUACGAACAUCACAGCAGACAUUGGAACUGACCCUCGGGGUCCCCGGACUCCCACUGGUCCCCGUUACCCACCUGGCUCCUCCCAGGCCUUCCGUCAAGAGAUGCUGCAGCGCCGGCCCCCAGCCAGGCCUGGCCCUCUGCCUACUGCCAACCACACAGCUCCCCACGGUUCACAAUGACUCCUCUUUAAUCAUGAAAGUGUAUCUUGCCCACCUUAAUCACAAAACCGAAUCAGAGGGGUUGUAUUCUCCCCACCCUCAGCUCCUCACUGCUUUUAGAGGGAUGUGGGGGGACUAACUCCAGUACUGUGCUGGGGGCAGGGGCCUCUCCUCACUGCUGGACUGGAGCUGGGCUCCUCUAGCCCUAGGGGUCCCCCUUUCUUGGGUCACCUGCCAGGGCUUAUGACUGUGAAUCCUUGAUGUCAUGAUUUUAUGUGACGACUCCUGGGAGUCCCCUGCCCAUAGGCAGGAGCAGGGCUGGACCCCAAAUCCCUUCCUCUUCCAUGGAGAGAAGAGCGAUCUGGCUUCUCCCGGGACCUCUGUGAAUAUUUAUUCUAUUUAUGGUUCCCAGGAAGUGUGUUUGAAGGAAGCCCCUCCUUGGGUAUUUCAUCCAGUGCUGGAGUAGCUCCCUCUUCUGGACCUGGCUCAGGGGCCUGGGAUUUUGAUAUAUUUUCUAAUAAAGGACUUUGUCUCGC